Fusarium subglutinans is the source of this 633-nucleotide messenger RNA. RefSeq lists its product as uncharacterized. The record is from RefSeq and is a predicted model, not a curated record. The transcript has a single exon. Lineage: Eukaryota; Fungi; Ascomycota; Sordariomycetes; Hypocreales; Nectriaceae. The coding region runs from base 1 to 633 and encodes 210 amino acids.
AUGCUCCGCCGUCGGAUGUUCCAAGCCAUCAUCCAGAACCCUCCGGGCAAGAAACCCACAGAUCUUGAUGGCAACCCUAUUGACCCUGCAUUCUUUGCUAGGGUUCAGCGAGCAUUUUGGCUCCACGAGCUUGCAUUGCGGAGGGGUAUUGUUUAUGUUGGCUGGAGUGCCAACCGAAUCCCAAUCCCAGGAGACAAGAAUACUGCCCGUAUUCUCCCAUGCUUCUUACAGCGCCCAGAUGAGGUUGACAUUGGGCGGUUCUUACGCAUGGUGGAGUUACAGCGGCUCAAAGGAACUAUGCUGGACCACGGAAUCGAGGAUCACCAUCGCAUGGGGCUUCUGUACAGCGGCUUAUUUAGAUGGGCAACGAUUGGCCGUCUUGGAAUUCAGGGUGCAGCUUUCUGUCUUCCCAGUAGCGGCGAGAGGUGCUCCAUGCAGCUACUGUUCCAGCUUGCCGCCGUCGAUCACCAAUCAAAGAUUUUCUGGGCAACUUACGAUUUCUCAUCCCCGUUUUGGUUUGAUGGAUGGUUUGAGAAGUAUCCUGUCUCUGGGUCAAUUGAGGGCUUCUCAAUUGGCGCCGACUAUUCACGCCUAAAGGGAGAGGAAAAUCGCCAACAGGAUAAGAAGCUUUAA